Scophthalmus maximus (turbot) is the source of this 2143-nucleotide messenger RNA. It is a transcript of the gene ncaph2, whose product is annotated as non-SMC condensin II complex, subunit H2. The transcript has 20 exons. Gene Ontology annotation, biological process: meiotic chromosome condensation; mitotic sister chromatid separation. Lineage: Eukaryota; Metazoa; Chordata; Actinopteri; Pleuronectiformes; Scophthalmidae. The record is from RefSeq and is a predicted model, not a curated record. Bases 147 to 1889 code for a protein of 580 amino acids. Gene Ontology annotation, molecular function: chromatin binding. Gene Ontology annotation, cellular component: condensin complex; nucleus.
GUCAGAGGUGAACUACAUCCGGAGGACAGAAGAAGAAGAAGUUUGUUUUGGCGCGGGCUGUUUGUCUGACGCGUUGCUAACAGGCUGCUAACGGCUAACGAACAUCCAGCGGCUGUGUCGCAGGCCGACCCCCCAGAAAACAGCUGAUGGAGUCGACAGAGAGCAGGUUCGCUCACCUGCUGCAGCCAAUCAGAGAGCUGACGAAGAACUGGGACAUCGACGUGGCGUCAGAGCUCAACGACUAUUUAGAAGAGUUGGAUGACAUGUGCAUCACGUUCGAUGGAGGAAAGACUCGACUGAACUUCGCGGAGGCGGCGCUGCUGAUCCAAGGCUCCGCCUGCAUCUACAGCAAGAAGGUAGAGCUGCUGCACAGCCUCGUUUACCAAACUCUGGAGAACAUCAACGACAAGAACAAGAAACGUAACAAACAGACGAGUGAGUCUCCACAUGACGAUGACACAGAGAGAGACGAGGACGAGGACGUGUUCACUCCGCUGGACAUCGACGUCUCGGAGAACUCAAAGAAAAGUGAGAUCAACAAGACGGUGGAUGUGGUUCCUCUUCCUCCUGAGUCUCUGAUUCCUCCUGAAACUCACGUGAAACACAAACUCCCUCUCAUCAGUCUGAAGGGGGAGGUCCUGUGCAGUCAGAAGGAUUUCAGGAUGAACCUGUUCAUCCCGGGAGACGAGGACAUGAUCCUCCUCAGCGUCAGAUCCUGGUCCAGUUUGGACAACAACCCACAUCCUGCAGAGUCUUUGGUUCAACAGCAGCAGGAAGAAGCCAUGGUGGAAGUCGCUGAUGCUGCGGAUAACUUCUUCCCUUUAGAGGAAGACAACAUGGAGCAGGAAGCAGAGGAACACGAACACGUGGACCGACUGCAGGCCCCCUGCGUCGGCAGGAUGAUUCGAGAGAGACGAGCGGUCGAGAUGGACGAGCGGAGGAGGGAGGAGGAGACGCCUGCUGUGAACGUGUGGACGUUUCAUGACCCGUAUUCUGACCUCGGCGAGGACAAACCCUUGAAACCAGGAAAAUGUUACAAGGUUCCCGACGGCCUGGAUGAGGGAGGGAAGAGGAAACGAAGACGAGCUUCUCCCCUACAGGACUUUAGGAGCUGGUUCAGAGGAAACUUUGAUCCUCCUGAGCACAAACUAAAGAAUGGACCCAGGUUUACAGACUUGAACUACAUGUAUCUGAGCACGAUGAAAGACAAACUGAAGACUCAGAGGAGGAUCUGCAGAAAAGCAGGUGUGUUGGUUUCUGAUGAGGAGCUGAGGAGGACGUUCCUGCAGCCAGAGGCGGUGGGGCUCCAGCAGGGGGAGGAGCCUGUGGAAGGAUUCAGACACCCUGACCUGUUCGGUGGAGACGAUGACGACGACGACGACUUCUCAGACAACGAAGUGUUUCCUGACGACGUUCCAGCCGAGUUUGGAGGAGGAACAGACGCUCAGAGGGACGAGCUGAGUUAUGAAGAUCUGGUGAAGCUUCGCGUGGAUCAGCUGGUGGUGAACUGUCGUGGCUACACUCAGGAGACGGCUCUGUCUCGACGAGUCAAGGACUGGGAGGAGAAGAUCCGCCCUGAACUGAGUCUGCAGGAGGAGCGUCCGACAUUUGACAUCCGCGAUUAUGGAGACCGGAUCGUCAGAGCGCUGAACGGCGUCGGCCACCGCAGGUCGUUCUCAUCCAUUGUUCACGGUCUGGACAACUUCGAGGCCUGCAAGUAUCUGCUGGCUUCACUGCAGCUGGCGAACGACUCCACCGUAGACGUCCACAGCUCUGGGCAUCUGGACGACAGUUUGGACUCGAUGAGUUUGACUCUGCUCAGUUUUCAUAGAGCGACCGACAGAUUCAACUCCGACGGCUUCGGUUUGGAAACUGCUGCUUCACAUUAAACCAACAGACGAACCUCUGAUCUCACUUUAAUGUUUAUUAAUAAUCAUAAUCAUGUCGAGGAUUCAUAAUCAAGAAUGUUUUAGUUGUUUCUUUGAACCAAAGAUUAAACUUCUGACCGUCAAGUUCAGGAAUCAAAGAGACUAGAAAUAUUUGACUGUUUGCUUCAAAUAUUUUCAGUUUUAUAUUUGUGACUCCUGAACUGUUUGUUUCUGUCAAUAUUCUCAUUUCCUAAACAAUAAAAAAUGUAAGAGCA